AUGCGGCUCCGCUACCACCUCGCCGGGCCGCUAUUGGCGUGGUGCAUUAGUAUCGCUCAUGCGGCGUCCAUCAGCCUGAAUGGCCUGCAAACACGAACGACAACUACGGCAGACUUCGCAUCUUUUGGCCAACAAAUUGGUCUGCCCAAGUCAACAAUCCAGACUUUGGGAGAAAAGAUCGCCCAAGUCUCGAACCCUGUCGAAGCUUUGGCGGCCGCCUGCCAGACUGCACGGGAAUCUCUUGGAGAAGCACAAGUACAAUCGGCACCUGUGGACCAAACAAUCGUUGAAGUAAACUGGUCCGAAACAUGCUUUGCCUUCCCGUCCUGCGCGAUCCAGCCUAGAAAUGCGAUAGAUGUGUCAACCUCGAUACAAAUUAUAGACUUUUUCCAGGUUAAGUUCUCCGUCAGAAGCGGAGGUCACUCCCCUAAUCCAGGAUGGUCUAGCAUUGGGAGCGGCGGCAUCCUGUUGGACCUCCAACGCCUAAAUUCCGUUACUGUCUCGGAUGAUCGCAAAGUGGCCAGUCUCGGCCCUGAAGGGCGCUGGAACAAUGCGAUGACGGUGCUUAAUGCCAAUGGAGUCUCCGUCCAGGGAGGACGACUCGGAGAAGUCGGUGUUGGGGGACUGCUCCUCGGCGGCGGUUAUUUCUACACUUCAGGACAAUUUGGUCUUGCUGUAGAUAACGCUAAGAACUUCGAGGUUGUUUUGUCAAACGGAACCAUUGUCAACGCUUGCUCGAGUCAGAACGCUGACCUCUUUUGGGCGUUAAAGGGCGGCAGGCCUAACUUUGGCAUUGUUACUCGCUUCGAUCUCUACACUAUACCAGUAUUGGAGAUCUGGGGAACGGUGCAAAUAUACCCCGCUGACAUGGCACUCAAGCUCAUAGAGGCCUUUGACGAGUGGCAGCUGAAUGGGGCAUCGGACAUCAAAUCCAGCGUGGCUUUCGCUAUUGGCCUAGAUUUCAUUACUCUCGGCUUGAUUUACUCCGAGGCCACAACUUCACCUCCUGCCUUCGCUCCUUUCCAAAAUCUUAAACCCCUUCAAGUCGUCGUUCCUCCCAUGAACACCACGUUCUCUAGUGUGUACAAUAUCCUAGGUACAUCUACUUCCAACACCACUGCCCGUCAUGAUUACAGAGGUGCCAGCUCCCGCAUCAAUACCAGAUUCACCAAGGAAAUGUACACAUUCUGGAAGGAAAAUGCGGUGGCUUUGCACAAUAAGACUGGAGCCAACCAGACCUUCGCUAUGCAACACAUCAGUGCAAACCUGAUACAGCAAGGGAUCAACAAGGGUGGCAAUGCCUUGGGCAUUGAAGCAGAAGCCCAACAAUGGUGGACAACCCUGAUCGACUGGGAAAAUGAAGCAGACGACGACCUUGUGCGCUCGGUUUCUAUCAAUUUCACUGAGAAAUGGAAGAAUCGUGGACAAGAGCUCGGUAUGUAUCUGCCUUUUGAGUAUAUGAAUGACGCUUCACGAGACCAGAACCCACUCGGCUCGUAUGGUUCUAAGAACUUGGCAAGUCUAGCCAGAGUCUCUCGGAAGUAUGACGUAGAGCAGGUCUUUCAAACCUAG
This is a messenger RNA of Bipolaris oryzae ATCC 44560, 1572 nucleotides long. RefSeq lists its product as uncharacterized. Bases 1 to 1572 code for a protein of 523 amino acids. The record is from RefSeq and is a predicted model, not a curated record. Gene Ontology annotation, molecular function: FAD binding. Lineage: Eukaryota; Fungi; Ascomycota; Dothideomycetes; Pleosporales; Pleosporaceae. The transcript is spliced from 6 exons.